Messenger RNA from Rotaria sp. Silwood1, 1848 nucleotides. The record is from the annotation of a GenBank genome assembly. Lineage: Eukaryota; Metazoa; Rotifera; Eurotatoria; Philodinida; Philodinidae.
AUGACUAACCAAAAACCGAUUGAAAUCGUUACACUUGGACGUCCAUUUCGCUUGGGUAUGUUAUAUGAUAUUCGUAGUGACAUGCUAAUCACUGGAGCUACACUAUGGAAUAAGGAGACAUUAGAUAAGAAUACAGAUAAAAGUAAUCAACCAUAUACCGAUUAUGAAGUUAUAGCUACAGAUUCAUUACAAGAUAAAGCACAUGCAUUGGGAGUUGAAGGGAGUUUAAAAUUAAGUCUUCUGGGUGGUUUAGUUAACGUUUCUGGUUCUGCUAAAUAUGCUGAAGAUUCUCAAAAAACGAAUCACGUAACACGUCUUACACUAAAAUAUACAACAACAACGGAGUUUGAGCAAUUAACAAUGCAACAUCUUGGUAAAGGUAAUUUAAAUCACCCGGAUUUACAUGAUGCCGAUAUAGCAACUCAUGUGGUUACUGGUAUACUCUAUGGUGCUGAAGCAUUCUUUGUAUUCGAUCGUACAGUAUCGGAAGAAGAAAAUAAAACAGAAGUUGCAGGCACAUUACAGGCUAUGAUUAAGAAAAUACCAAAAUGUGAAAUAGAAGCGGAUGUUACGUUAGACUUAAAUGACAAUGAAAAGAAAUGUAUUAAUAAUUUAAAUUGUAAAUUUUAUGGUGACUUUCGAUUGAAAAAAAAUCCUAGUACAUUUGAAGACGCUAUUAAACUCUACAACGAAUUACCAGAACUCUUGGGUGAAGGUCAAAAAAAUGUGAUACCAAAAAAAGUUUGGCUUUAUCCAUUGCAUUUGUUAGAUAGCAAAGCUAUGAAAAUCGUUAGAGAUAUUUCAACGAGUACUAUCGAUUAUUCAAUAGGCUUUCUUGAAAAGCUUCAUUCGUUAGAAAUACGAGCAUCAGAUUUAACAAAAAGUACAGUUUUUACAUAUUUUAAUCAUAUGCGAAAACAUUUGUUAGAUUUUGUUGCUCGAUUAUCAGAAUUCGAACGUGAUUUAAAAAAGAAGAUGGUAAAUCUUUUGCCAAAAAUACGGGGUGCUGGUGCUGAAGAAUCAGAUCUACUUGGUUUAUUUAAAGAAGUUGAUUCGUCGCCAUUUAAUGAGCGAACACUAACAUCAUGGCUUGAAGAUAAAGAAAAAGAAGUUGCUCUCAUUAAAACUUUUACUGCAGCUUUAACGAAAGAUAAAAAUUUAUAUAUUACAGUUAAAUCAUCAUCACUUGACGACGUUAUUGGUGAUAUUGAUUAUGAUUAUAUUUUAUGUCUUUCAUUUUGUUUUAAUGUACAAAAUGAACCACAACUCACCAAUAUGCACAAUCAUCUUCAUAAAGAUAAAUUAAUGAGUCAACAAGAAUCUUCAGCAUGGUUCAAAGAUCAUAAUAUUUUAAGUAAAAUUCGUACUAAUUUAAGACAGUUUAUUGAAUUCGCUUCGGCCAAUAUCACUAACAAAAAUAUAAGAUUUGUUGUCAAUGAAGAGUAUUCACUUGACGGUGUCAAACGAGCUGAAGUUAUACUGUACGAUAAUGGAUCAAUAAAGAAAGGUUUUAUAAUGCCAAGUAAACCAGAUGCGCCAUAUGCAAAAACUGUAACUCACAAUAGUGUAACGCUUGAAUGGACAGAUGUGCAAAGUGGAUCGGAACAAGUUAAAAAAUAUAAAAUCAUGUAUCGGAAACAUAGUAGUGAUAAUCACGAAAAAUGGAAUGAAGUUUUGACAAAUAAUAACAGUAAAAUUAUGUGUAUAUCAAAUUUGCCAUCGAAAACGGCAUUUGUAUUCAAAGUACAAUCUAUAACUGGAAUAGGUCUUAGCCCAGUUACUGAUGUUAGUGAAUUGGUUGAAACCCUUGGGAUGAGUAAGUUGAACUUUUCUGACACACGAUUCUAA